UUAUCGUCUCCCAUGGUUGGAAAUUCAGAUCUCACCGUAUUGACUCCGAUUUGAGAGCUCGAAGAGAGAGAAGGCUUGACUGCCGGUGAAGAUGGGAUUGCGGUCGGUUAGGUGGGUGGGUGGGUACCUAAGGAAGAGAAGCCAUGGUUUUUGGUGUGGGUUUCUGGACUGAGCUUGCAAUAUCCCACAUUCAUCUUUUCCCAGCUCCGUCAAUUUGCCAUCUCCAGGUUGAAAUGCAAGCUCCACGUGUCGGAGGCAAAGAAACCCACUACAGCAGGUUAUCCAGUUUUUUUUGGUGAUUUUAGUGAUUUUUCUUCACAAAUUAUUUUGAGCCAUUAGAUCAAAACCUUUAAAUCCAACGGUUGAAAGCUUUGAUGUAUUGAUACAAGAGAGCAUAUUAGAAUUUUCGUAACUUGCGAUCAUCUCUAGUAGUAGGUGUGCUGGUGUCUGCGGCCUACCUUUCCCCUCAACUAUUUGAUUUUUCUGUGGGAAACAGUUUUGCUGUGUCUGAGUUCCUAGUGUGUUCUCUGUGGCCCUGUUUCCACCUUGGCUUCGUUUAUGGUGUUUUCUUUCCCUUUGUUUUUCCUUGCCUCUGUUUUUGAAGUUUCUAUGAAAUUCAAUUGACCAAAAAAACUUGUGAUCAUCUCUCUCUUCUAGUACAUCUGAGCUGAGCCCUAACCCACCACAACACAAUGGAAUCUUAUCUUCUCAUGUAUUUUGAUUUUUAAAUUUUGUGUUGAUUGCUGCCCAGAAUCAAUUCUAGAUGUGUUGUUUUGAUUAAGCUAGCAUAUAAGGCCAGUAUGGCGUCAGUUUCAGCAGACCUCUUCAUGGGCAAAUUUGUAGCAAUUCUCGAGAGCCAAGCAGCCUCCAUAGCGGGUGUUGGUGAUCAAGUUGAUGAGAUUAAGCGGGAGCUGGAAUUCAUGAAAGCCUUCUUAGCGGAUGCUGAUGGGGGCUACAAAGCACACACACAAGUAGAGGAAGUGUGGAUCAGAACCGUUCGAGACUUGGCCAAUGAUGUUGAAAACAUCAUUGAAGAAUUCAUGUAUCACAUGUACGAGCAGCAAAUUGGCCGUGGAUUUGCCAGGUGGAUCCACAAAACCAUUCACUUUCCAAAGCACCUUUGGUAUAAGCGUAAAAUAGCCAACAAGUUACAGAAAAUCGCGAUGGCAAUUAGAGCUAUUACAGAGCGAAAUCAGAGAUAUGGUGGUGGUACAGCUGUAGAAGGAAAAAGUAUUUCUUCUGAGGAUAUUCGCAGAUGGGUGCAGAAUCAAGCGGAGUCUUCUCUUUUUCAUAAGGAGGAUGAACUCGUCGGGAUUGAAGGUGAUAAGAACUUGUUAAUGGGAUGGCUGAUGAACGAAGAGCAACGCCAAACUGUUGUGUCUGUGGUCGGGAUGGGAGGAUCAGGGAAGACCACUCUAGUUGCAAGGACUUUCAAAGAUGAAAUUGUAAAGAGACAUUUCGAAUGCUAUGCGUGGAUUACUAUUUCCCAGUCUUAUGUGAUUGAAGACUUACUUAGAAGAUUGAUCAAAGAAUUCCACAAAGCAAAGAAGAAAGAGGUCCCUGCGGACAUGAAUGCCAUGAGUUAUAACGAAUUGCUGGAGAUUUUGGUGAACUACUUGGAGACUAAAAGGUACCUAGUUGUAUUGGAUGACGUGUGGGAUGUCCACCUUUGGGACAAAAUAAGGUUUUCAUUUCCAGAUAAACAUCUUGGAAGUCGAGUCAUGCUUACAACUCGAAGAGAAGACAUAGCAUCCUCUUCUUUUGGAGUUGAAAGCCAUGUUCACAGGAUUCAACCGCUGGAAAGGGGUGAUGCGUGGGAGCUCUUCAACAUGAAAGCAUUCUCAAGUUAUCAGAACAAAUCUUUUUCACCUGAACUUCUGUCAUUAGCUCGGGAACUUGUGGAAAAGUGUGAAGGCCUACCACUCGCGAUUGUAGCCUUAAGUGGUCUCAUGUCUUCUAAGAAGUCACUUACUGAUUGGAGCAAAGUCUAUAAUAGCUUAAAUUGGCAUCUAACAAAUAAUUCUUUGUUAGAACCUAUGAAGAGCAUCUUGUUGCUUGGUUUCAAUGAUUUGCCAUACCGAUUGAAGCAAUGCUUUCUAUAUUGUUCCCUUUUCCCUGAAGAUCAAGUGAUCGUAAAUAAUAGGCUCAUCACAUUGUGGAUUGCUGAAGGAUUUGUUGAACAUGUCGAAGGGCUCACGCCAGAAGAAGUUGCAAAUAGCUAUCUUAUGGAACUCAUUUUUCGUAACAUGCUACAACAAAGGUUUCGAGGACCCUUCCCAGCAUGUAAGAUGCAUGAUCUUUUGCGGGAGAUUGCUCUGUCUAUAGCAAAAGAAGAAAAGUUUUGCGAUGUACAUGAUGAGAGUGAAACAAUGGAAGAAACUGGGGCACUCCGUUUGUCAAUUCAAACAACUAAUGGAGAAAUUGGAUCAUAUUUAAAUUUGAGUGGAACUCCAAUUACGGAGCUUCCGGAAUCCAUUGGACAGCUUGGCAACCUUCAGACCUUGAACAUCACGGGGACAAAAAUAGAGGCACUUCCAAGAGGGAUUUCCAAGUUGCUAAACUUGCGCCAUUUACUUGCGGGUAGGUUCAUUUCUGGAAAGGUAAUUUUUUUUGGGGUAAGAAUACCAUCAAGUAUUAGUAAGAUGAAGAAAUUGCAAUCUUUGGCAUAUAUUGAAUCAAAAGGAAACAUUAUUAGACUUAUUGGAAGUAUGACCCAACUUACGUUCCUUGGCAUUACAAAUGUGAAAGAAAGAGACGAGGAUGACCUAUGUGCCUCAAUUCAAGAAAUGAAGGUCCUUUCCCGCUUGUUUUUAUUUGUAGCUGAUGGAGAGGAAUUUCUUCGAGUUGACGCAUUGUCUUCACUGCCUCCCUACCUUGAUAGACUUAAAUUGGUCAGCAAACUGGAAAAGGUACCACAUUGGUUUUGUUCACUCCACUCUCUCACAUAUUUGAAUCUGCGUGGGUCUAGACUUGAAGAAGAUUUACUACCUCAUAUUGAAGCAUUGCCCUCUCUACGUUCUCUUUGGCUUGAUAAUGCCUAUGUUAGGAAAGAGUUAUGUUUCAACAGAGACUUUGUGAAGCUUUGGUAUUUGAGGUUUCAGAAUCUUGCAUUAUUAAAUAAGAUAACUAUAGAAAAAGGGGCGAUGCCAAAUCUCGAGUUCUUAGACAUUCAUAGUUGCAUGAGGUUAGAAACAUUGCCCCAGGGUAUUGAGCACCUUUCUCAACUACAACGAUACAAAUUUCGUAAUGUGUCAGAGUUGUUUAUGGAGUCCAUAAAAGAAGGAGGUGUGGAUCAUGCAAGGAUGCUACUCGUUGAUGAGAGAUGUAAGAAAUAUACAAACAAGUCCAGGGAUUGAAGAUUUUACCCAUGAGUUUAGGGUGGGAAGAACUUGUUCGUCUUGUUUU
Messenger RNA from Prunus avium (sweet cherry), 3405 nucleotides. NCBI's taxonomy places the organism in Eukaryota, Viridiplantae, Streptophyta, Magnoliopsida, Rosales, Rosaceae. The record is from RefSeq and is a predicted model, not a curated record.